CAGAGCUUGUCGAUAAGGAAAACUACCCAAAUUUACAACUCUUGCGUUAACACAACUGCUAUUAAUAACCGAGGAAUAGCACCUUUGGUAAGCUUGAUAGAGAAGUACGGUGGCUGGACAGUAACCGGAAAAGGACUGAACUCCUGGACAGUGCAAGAAAAAAUGGGACACAUUCAAAGAGAUCUGAAUGUGCAGACUUUGCUUUCAGUAUCGGUCAGGACGGAUUUCGUGGAUUCCACCCGUAAUAUUCUUAUGGUAUGCAAAACAGUUAACGAGUCGGUCAGUGGCAUUGCACUGAUUGGUUUCUUUUAGUUUGCAGAUUAUAUAUCUUUUUAAACGGCCACUGAACCUGUGGACACUGGGAGCUUUCAUACCAGGUCACUGAAUAAGAUACCGCAAAGCUGCCAAAAAAAAAUCGCGCCAAACCGCAAACUACACAGAACUACCAAAACAACUACUGUUUUCGGAAAUUUUCUUUUUGCUUACAUGACCAAAAACCACACUCAAUACUUAAUCGGAAGCGCUCUUUAGAUGUUGGUUGAAACCGAACACCCACUACUAAAAUAACCGAAAACCACAAAACCCGCAAGAAGCAAAACUUAUCGAACAAACGAUCCCAAAAAUGGCCACGUCCGUCAUCUACAAUUUUCACUGCACUGCAUUACCCGGUAAGAAGCUCCGGAGGUAGGCAGGUAAUCGACUUUAUUCAACUUAAUAUAAGAAGCGAAUCACAUAACAAGCAAAUCACAUAAGACAGCUGUCUUUUAACUGACGAACCUGUGGUCAGGAACGAGAAUCGGACCACACCGUCAGCGUAGGUCUCUUUUUUAACAGCACAUGCUCAGUAAGGGUGGUUGUUACAAUACUUUAUAAAUCAGAUUUUAUCGAGCUUUUAUGGUAUGCGAAUUUAAAAUAUCGGCUAACAUUUUGGUGGUUCUUUCAAAUCUAUUUACUAGAUUAGCCCCUCAGUGCUAGGAAUGAGUGCGAGCUACUAUAACAAAUACACAGUGGAUUCUGAGAUAUUAAAGGUUGGUAUGAGAAACAUUCACUUCAGAAAAAAAUCUUGCUGUCAGUUUGCGAAACUACUCAUCUGUACAUCGUACGAUCUUCAUUAAGAAGGAAGACAACUGAUGGACUACGUCCACUAAAGACUUAAUUUAUUGAAGUACAAAUCAGUUUACAUUUCAUCAGUGUCGUUACAAAUGCAGUAAAUAAAGCUUCUUGGUUGAAGAUCAUUGAUAUUUAUAAUAUCUAACUACCUCUUUUGCACAAAAAACAUCAUAGCCUAUGUGAAAAAAUGCGCAUGAGAUAAGGCAGUCUCCAGCGUGCAGACUCAUUGUGACUCUCUUCCAUAAUAGUAUUUCCCAGAAGAAGAAUCCAGCUUUUUUUUGAAAUAAAAAGAGGCGGUUUUUGUAGUUAAUAAAAGCUGAAUGAAGCCUCACAAGGUCAGUUCGGAACAAGCACUAGUUAAAAUACUUGAGCGAGAGAUCAGCUGCCUUUAGGACCAAUUUGCCUUUCCCAAGGUGGUUCGAAAACAUGGAAUCAGCCCACUUGUGUAUUAUAUCGCACAUGUGAAAUGAAACAAUGAGUAGAGAUCUCUAUAUUAAAACUUUAUUAGUGAAUAUUUUGAUAUUCAUUUAUUAGUUGAGAGGGAGACUAUUUAAAAAUUAACUCUUCUGUUUGAUGAUUUAUCAAUCCAGCCGAUUUAUACUGGGAUUCACUAAGGUCCCGCGGGGUACCCCCUAUUAUGGCCUAUACGUUGAGGCUCCGCCCGAAAGGGUUACCUUUUUCAGGCUUCAGGUAUAUGAACACGAAAGCUUCGGCUACUUUGGUCACUGAGCACAAAUCAACAAACUUGUAUAUAUUUUUCAUUAUUUGUUAACCUACUGAUUCUGUAAGCCAUCUUAUACUGUAUCAACUUGAAUAGUGCGAAAUAAACUUGAACCUUGAACCUUAAAAGGGUAGGGAUUUCACUAGUUUAAGUACGUAAAAGGAUAUGGAAAUCUGUCAUUUGGAUCCGCUGUAAAAGGACACAAAAAGGGCUAACAGAUGAAUUUUAUGGCUUUAAAAAGUCGAGAAAACGUUCUGGUCUUGUGAUUGAUUCCUAUUUAAUAGCCAAUAGAAAGAAUACGAAAGGGGUAGUUUUUCUGUCAAAAACGGUGUACAAAAUUGUAAAAAAGAAAAUGUUGAGGGGAACCUCAGUCCCCGGGGACAGAGGUUCACGAGUGACUCCAAUUCUACCCAUUAAUUUCUCCAAACGUUAACGCAUAAUAGUAACUGAAUUUUACUUUUUUUCUUUAACUUAAGAUUCAACGCGCGUACAAAAAGUACAUGAAAACCAUUGCAGGUUUACUUGGAGGAGGAUCUGAUGCAAAGCAGAAGAUGAUGCGUAUAUAUAACUUCGAAAGAGACAUUGCCAAUGUAAGUUAUCUUUCGGAUAUCAUAAAAUAUUGAAGGAGGAACGACUCUUAAACUAUUGUUGCCCUUGUGCAAAAAUCUAACUGUCCGAGCCGUUCAUCGGUGAGAUGCUUAAAUUGUGUGCAAUGGACUGAACCUUCCACAGUCUUUUCAACUUUUGACGUGAAACAUUUUGUGACGUUUCGGAAUUAUAUCUUUGCUCGCUUCAGACCCAAGACGUUCAAGCUUUGCAACUUUACUAAUUUUUUUUAAGCGAUAGCAUCCAGCUGAGUUCAUAGCUGGUUGAAAUCAAAACUUGAAAAUACAAUGGCAAUGUCUAUACCGUGCAUGCUCCCUUCAUGGUACGCUGCGAACCCUUCAUUCCUGUUUCGGAAUAAAGCAUUAGACAUUGCAGCAUCGACUGAUUUAAUAGAAUACACCUGCUAAUCCGUGAAUGUCCUAUCUACUAUACAAUGACCCUCUUUAUCUUCUCCAGUUGGCCACUGGCAAAGCAUUCUCAUAUGACAUGGUAGAAUCCCUUGAGCAGUACUAUCAUUCGAGACGAUCCUUGGGCUCAUCAUUGGACAAGACCGUACGUCAAUUUUGCUCGGACUCAACUUUCGAAGUACGUACGUAAAUUAAUAUGGAGACUCCCAGGAGACUCAGGAUACUUUUCAGUAUUUUUUUAGGAAUACUUGUUCCGAAAUUCCAAGAACCUCUAUAGCUUUUAUGCUUUGUUUUCCCAAUACAGGUCAUGUGAUAGUACUCUAAGGAACUGUUUCUUUCAAAUUUCGUCUUAUUCACGUGCUUAUCUACGCAUAAUUUGGUGAUAAAUUCAAACUUUCUAGGUUAGGAAUUCUGCUCUAACGAUUUCUUUGAAACUUAUUUGGCAUAGUUAUUACAUCAAUAAAAGCCGGUACCAGAAAUUUCAGGAAAAAAUAUAUGGAAAUUUUUUUUACAAAAACGCAAUUUUAUUUGAACGUAGAAAAUAUAGUAUUAUUACCAGUAUUAUACUACUACAUGAUAAAUUUCUGCAAUUUGAUUGGCUUAGAGCAGUGUUAUUUCAGCUUAAUUUGAAAUACCUACAUGUGAAAAUUACAAAUCUUUUGCGGGUAGUAGUAUAAACAAAUUAAAGCAUGAUUUGAACGUGAUAUUUGGCAUAAAUACCACCCGUGAUAUUUCAAAAUUGUCUCAAAUUUGACUCGCCUAACGGCUCGUGAAAUUACCGCGUAUAACAAUUUCGAAAUAUCACUAGUGGUAUUUAUGCCAAAUAUCACUACAAAUCAUGCUAUUACCUAUGCAAAUAGGAAUGUUUCAUAUUACUGGUGAAUAAUAUCUGAAGGUUUUCCAAAGUAUCGUAGCCAUCGCGUUAGAAACAAAAAAGCUAUGACAAAAAGUUCGUCAUAGCUCGAACUUGCAGAUUCAAAAUGGUGAAUAACAAUCUUCUGUUUUCUACUUUGCUGGCACUUAUUUCCAGUCAUGUUGCAGGCAAUGAAAUCAAUAUUUUCGGUUUUGACUACAACAACACGCCAUUUUAGAAGUAGGCUAAAUCCUAUGCAGAUUGUGGAAUCGUUUGGUUCGAAACGAAGGCGCGCAAAAGGGCUUCGAUCUCAAACUCGUGCAAGACGAUUUUGGGUUUGGCAGGGCUUACAAGUGCCUGAUGGGACAAUUAACAUACAGGCAAGCCUGGCCAUUGAAGAAAACUGAAAACAAAACAAGUAGUUUAAUAGGAAAUGUAUUCCUAACGAUGGGUGAAUCCAAACCGGAACAACCUCACCGCGUCGGAAUUUGUGUGGGUUGGAAAUAUUGGUAAGCGAUUUCAGUUUACCUGGAUUACUGGAUUGGUGUGGACCGGGCCUUAAUUGCAAGCGCAAUCGUCUACAAGAAUUCGCAGAUGCGUCGGAUCCAAAAAAAAACACUACCAGAUAGCAGUUCAAAAAAGAUAGGCUUCGAUGAGUCCCGGGCGAGAGAGUGGAUUCACUGGUUUCAUGUGGAUGAAAGGCCGAUUUGUGUAAAACAAUAUGCAGUUUCAAACAUUUCCAGAUUCAUGUGGACAGGGGGGUUACUGCGGAACAACUUCUCCCCAAGGGUUUUGCCUUUCUUUUUCUCAUCAAUCCAGAUUUUUUUUACGGCAUUAAUUUCACUCUUGGUACUAAAUUUUCAACUAAUACUAUUUUUUUCCAUCCGCAGUUAAGUUUUAUCCUGGGCUUCUUAAACACUGCGUUUUCGAACCAGGGAAUUACUUUCAACUCUUGGGAAAGCGUUUUUUACGGGUCUUCAUCUAUCUUCUCCGACAUUGCUUUGACCUAUCAGACUACGUAAGUAUAAAUGCUGGUGGUACUUGUUUAUCACUACUUUAUUUAAUUAACAGAUAGAUAAAUACGAGUAGCGUUUUAUGAAUAGCACUGUCGGAGUCGUGUCUACGGAGUCAAAUGUUUCCGUCAGUGUUAAACUUUAAAGUGAAGAUAUGAUCGUCGCAGUGGUAAUUGCAAUUUAAGCAAUUGCAAAUUAAUCCGAACUUCAACGGGAUUCGAACCCAUGAGCUAUGAAGACCCAUCCAUUGGGAACAGGCUAAUUUGUUGAGUUUACGUGUAAAACAUUUUUGCGUAUUUCUGGAAUUCGUUUCUAUACAAUAAACAUCCGUGCGCACUGCCCUUCUCGACGAUGUUCCGAUUUAUUGUGACGAAUUUUCCCCUUCUCUAACCAAUAAGUGCGCUGUUUUAAACUCGAAGAAGAGAGGGUCUUGUCGGAUUACACCUUUAACUAAAAAGGCGCCAAUAAAGAGAUCAGUAAUUAGUGAUAACAACAAAAACAUAAACAAGAUACGAUAUCAUAAUAGACAGCCCAAAGUCAAUGACGAGUGUUUGCCUGCCUACAAAAUUGAAAAAUACGAUACUUGAAAGUUUAUACACAACCAGAGCUGGGUUGCAUAAGGAAACCUUAACAUUGCGACUACUCAGACGUUUUGUUCCAAAACAAUAGAUUAAUAUUCCUGAAUAAUGCUCAAUAGCUCUCGAAGAAGAACGUUUUAUGUAACCAGUUCCCUACAUGUCUAACGCGCAGCCAUUCAUGGUGAUAUUUGCUUUAAUUAGAUCCCAAGACAUUAUCAAGGACUACAUAAUGUGGCGAGUUGUUUCCCGGUACGUUUCGUCAAUGCCUGAUGUAUUUGUUCAGGCUGAGCUUGAGUUUGUCAAGACUGUGGCUGGGGCGCGAGAAUAUCAAAGAUGGUCUGUUUGUAUUGAGCAAAUGAUGACACCAAUGGACAUGACUCUGGGGAGGAUGUAUGUUGAUGCACAUUUUGACGAAGCAACUAAAACAACGGUAAAGUGACUCCUUUGAUUUAACGAGUUUUGAGUGUAAAGCAGCCGUAUUUUGGGGCUGGUCAUAGGAAGAUUUGGAAACAGAGUGUGAGACUGGGCAGAGACGGACGUGUGAGGAAACGCACGAAAAUUUUGUAGCGGUUCUCGGUCCAUGCGUACGGCGAUUAGGAGAGAAGGUGUUUCUAUACCAUACCGAAUAUAGUUUUAAGUAAAGUCGACAUUUAGCCAUAACAACAGUAAACAAAAAUCUUUGAAAUCAGUUAAAGACGAAUUUCGCGACACCUACACCUGCUAUAUUUGAGUUUUUUAGUUUUCCCACGUGUUAGGUGGAAGUACAAGUCUUUGAAACAGGAAAAUAAAUGAUAAAGAAGCUAUGAAUUAUUGGUCGAAACGGUGCAAAAUAAAAAGUAGAUCGUGACGAACUGAAGAUUACUUGACCACGGGACACUGGUAUCAUGCACUUGAUUUGAGUUUAUCUAUUGCACUACAUGUCGAUUAACGUUGUUUUAGUAUUGUUUCUUUUAUUUCAGUCGCUGAUCAGGUGUAUGUGUGUGUAGUUGCUUUGACACUUGCUCCUGUUAGCAUCUGAUUUUGUAAAAAAUUCUCUCUUUUUGUUUUAGGUUCAGGAAAUGACGACUCUUAUCCGCAAAGCCUUUAUCAGUAACCUCGAUUCAGCGGAUUGGAUGGAUAAUAGAACAAAAAAGGCUGCCAAAGAAAAGGUGGGGCUCAAUAUGUAUACACAGAAGAAAUUUGCCUGAAUUUCAGUGUCUCCGAAACACUUUGAUUUACACCUAAGGCUCCUUGAAACCUCAUUUUAAAAUUUUCCGAGUCUGCUCCAUAAUCUAUUAGAUACUUCUGCUCUAAGUGAUCAUACAUUUUUAUCUUGUUGCCAAAGGUGCUAUUUCUAACAAAUUUUAAAAAUGAAAGCUUGGCUUGAACAGACGACAUUUAACAUUGAUAAUUCAAAGGCCAUUAUGUCACGCAUUGGGUUUGGUUGGGGGGCAAAAAGAAAAACAUUCUGAUUAUUCCCCAAAGAGGAAAGCAAAAAGCUCUGUUUUUCCACCAAGGACCUGAUAGGAGAGCAAACUUGUUUUCCUAUUCACCAGUCUCCCUCGCUCCCACUUCUCAAAUAACCUCUUGACAGUCUAAAGGCGCUACUGUUGAUCCUCUAGCAAGCUAGGCUGAGAUUUGUCACUAAUUAUUAAUACAGUGACAUACUCCUGAAGAAGAUUUGGUCGGCUUUAUCUUUUAGAGACGAUUAUCAAAAAAACAGAUGAAAUCACACAGGCUAAUGGUUCUCUAAGUUACAUUGUACACAUCACAAAAUAAAUUCUAUAACUCCAAUUGGUUCAGCUAUUGUUUGUUAAUCAGUUGUAAAGUUCAGGGUCGCCAACUUUUGAGAUCUGGACCCUGACCAGGCAGUCUUUCGGCACUAACACCUAUUAUUAAAACCUGAAUCAUUGGAUCUAGAGCUCUGAUUGGCUUAGCCAUCUUGGUAUAUGAGCCAUUAUACCAUGCUCUUCAAAUAUGACAACUGUACGCGUCUGCUCAAAAUGAAAAACACGCUGAAAAUCGGUUGUUUUUACAUAUUAAGGCGAGAAGAAUUCUCGAUAUUUUGUGGGCGUUUAUAAUAAAACAAUUAUUCCACUCGCGCUUGUUGGAAAUGAGAUGAUUGUAGCCAACUCUUAUCCAACGCGCACUCGUGGAAUAAUUGUUAAAUAACGGCACUAACACCUUAUAAAAUAUAAUCAUUGCAGGCAAAUGCUAUAAAGGAGGAUGUUGGAUACCCACUAUACAUCAAAAACGACACAAAACUUGACGAACAUUACUCCAUGGUAAUAUAAACUCUUCCAUUAUUAAGGUUUUUCAUAAUUUAGCCGAAUCACGUUCCCUCAACAUUUUUUGUUGCCUGUUUGUAAACAAUAGAGAGCUUUAGAUUCUGAAACAAGGACGACUACAAGUACGAGAUUUUCUCAAUACUGAGUAUUGCUCACGCGUGAACCAAAGUUAUUUUGGCGGGAAAACGUGAUAGUCGUCGUCAUUCUACCACGCGUUUUAGCGCUGGAGAUAACCUGAGAUCACGCUCUAUUUUCGGAUCAUUCACGAAAACAUGCAGGGACGCGAGGAAUAAGCGCUUUCAACUUCCGUUGAAUUCAACAGCCAAUCAGAUCCUGAGGUAUUGUUCCAACAGCCACUCAGCGUUACGGCCAAAAUCUGACCGCAGUGAGCACAAACGUGAUAGAGUUUGUAUCAGGCGCAAUUUAAGCAGUAGCCGUUAGAGAGAAUGUAUGAGAACCGCUAAAAUUGGGCCUGAUCUCAGGUUACGCUGGAGAAUGUCGUAGUGCCGGGAACAAGUUAUCAAAUGUAAAGUGUCUUAUCAUUCUGCUAUCGGAAGAGGGCUUAUUAACCUCCUUCAGUGUAAAUAACAGUACUCUUGGGUUAAAACCUUUCUGAGUACUAACUUUCUUAGUGAAAAAAAGUAAAUCUAAGCUUUCCGGAGUGUCCUUUUUUUAGAACACGCACAAAAACUUUAAGUUAAAUCUCGUACUCGUACUCGUUAUGGUCCUCAAAUCUAAAGCUCUCUAUUGGCUAGGUAGUGGUGUCUUUUCCUUUCGGUCAUGUGACACGGAGUGCAAAGAGAAGUCGCGAUUUAGUGGCAUUGAUUAACCUUAAUAUCAGACUUUAUUGGGUAGAAAGGAAACAUUGUCUUUUUCAAGUCUCUUCUUCCUUAACCGGCCCUAAGAAAGCAGGGGCGUAACCAGCAAGCAGUGCAACAUAGGGCUGCUUGAUUUUGCGCCUUUUAUCUCAGUCGCCCCUUUAAUUUUCAAGUUUUUUAACCUACACGAGCAACAGAAACUGGUCCUCCUAUCACGUGGCUAAUCUCUGCAGAAUCUAACAAUUACAAAGAACACUAGGAACCCUCCCUUCAUGAUUACUUAUUGUCUUGUCUGGUUUUAUACGAUUAUUUUCUUUCCUUUUGUUUUACAAAAUCACCAGCUGACAGUCGAUGACAAUUAUUUUGAAAACACAGUAGCAAUGAACAAGAUGCUAGUCCAAAAAAACUUUGGAAUGCUUCGUCACCCAGUCAACAAUGAUUUGUAAGUAAAAUGUUGCGGCUUGUCAACCUAUUUCAGCGAAAGAGCGCUUAAGUUUGAUUGAGGAUGUGUUUGAUUUAAUACUCCAGAUCUAGAGUUAAUCUAUAUCCGUAAAAUAGGACCUUGGGGAGAAACACCCAUACAAGUCGUUCAGCUAUCUUUCAAAUGUUGUUUCAUAUUAGUCAGGCAUCAUAUUCCUAAACAUUCUGACCAAGGCAGUUCAUUCACAACAAUAAAAUUAAUUGCUUUCCUCAAAGAAGCCACUUCUCUAUUUAACUGUAACUAAAACACUACGAAUGAUAAUAACCUAAACAAAAUGAAGCCAUAAAAGUCCAAAUAGCCUGGUAAGAAUUUUAGAUUCUAAAUCAACUACCAACAGUCAAAAUCACAUACCACUCGCUCAUACAUAUAUUUUCAUUCUGAUUUUAAAAGAAAAAUUAUAUAUAUAUGUUCUUCUAGGUGGGGAAUGGGCCCUGCACAAAUCAACGGAUAUUAUAAUCCACAGCAAAAUCGGAUAGGUAUGUGGGAGUUUCCAGUCCGGGCAUUUUAUAGCUGAUACCACUUUCCGAGAUCGUUUAAAAUAAAAAUGUCUAAUAUGAUUUACUUAAUUAGACUCUAUCUUAUUAUAAUGAAAACAAAAACCAAAAACAUUAACAAACAAAAAAAAGAAGAGAAACGUUUUAACUAGAGGCCAGUGUACAAUAUCAGUUAGCAUUGCUCUACUUAGCAUUGCUCUACAGAAUGAUCCGAUCUAGAACUUGAAGGGUCGUGAGUUCAAGUCUCAAUUGGAGCUCAGAAUUUACUGCAGACUAUUGCGAGCUUUCUGGUAUUUAAGGGGCAGUCUGGUCAAAAGCAUUGUUUUUGGUUGAUUUCCACCCUUUUUCUUAAAUAUCUAUUUAAGAUUUCAUUCAAUCAAAAAAUUACUCAGUUCAGUUGGAGUCCUUUUAAUUCAAUAAUAUUUUGGAUUUGUGAGACAAAUACCAGAUAGUUCAACACCAGAACAAGGUGCCUAAUUGGUUUAUGUGUAUGCUUUUUCUAACCUAAUUUAUUUCCUUCCAAAAUCAACAUCAUUUCCCGCCCAAAAAACAACUGUAGUGCCCCCUUAAUUUCUCCUUCUUCCAAAGUAGAAUACAGCAUAGGAGAAUGAUAUUUACACACACGACCAUAAGUCUUGUAACUAUAGUUGAGACGGACCAAUCGGCAAUGGUAUCUCAUUGCCGUCUGUCCUGUUUAAUUUUUGUUGCUUUUUUUAAAGUAUUUUUGGCAGGAAUCCUGCAAUCACCUUUUUACAAGAAAAAUACCCCAAAGUAAGUGACAUGAAGUGAAUAACCUGUGAACGCUCAACGAGUCGACAUUUUGAGACUGUAAAACUGUUUUUAAAUUACAGAGGGGAGAUAAAUGACUCCAGAGAGAUAUUUCUGAGUAUUAUUUUGAUUAAAAAAAUGCAAAAAAGGUAACCACGAUGCUGGGAAACCUAGUUCAAAUGGUCGUUCCACACACGCCCUUUCUGACUGAGACCCUAAAAUGUGGACUACUCGUAGUCUAUCACGGAGAGAACGGCGUCUUUUUAACACGUGAUCCACGGAUUCUCUUCUUGGCGUUGGCUUAGUGUUUGCUUAGUCUCGAAUACUAAACGUUUUGGAUCAUUUUUUCAACUUGGCCGGGUUAAUUAUUUCCGUAAAUCUCAGUAUAUGUCCACUCUGAAGGAAAAGUGUCCAUUCUUGAGGAGAUAGGGACAGUAUGUCCAUUAGGCACAUGUCAUCGUUCACCAAAUCAAACGUCAGGGUUCAGGACCAAGAAAGAAUAAAUUCAGACGAAUAAAUUUGAUGGAUUCAAACCAUAUAUAACGAAGUGUAAGGGACUGGGAAAUUUUGUUUGUGAGACCGAGGGGGUACGUCACACCGGGAUACUGUUCCGUACAUGACUGCAAAUAUGCUGAAGAAAAUUGCUCGUCAGUUUACACUGGGGUGGAGUUAUUCGUUACGUCCGGGGUUUUAGGUGUUCGCCAUCAUAUGUUUUAUUACUGUUAUGAAACAAAUUAUACCGUUUUCUUUCCAGGUAUCUCAAUUAUGGUUCACUAGCAACGGUCAUUGGACAUGAAAUUACCCACGGAUUCGACAAUAGAGGUAUUUAUAUUUCUAGAUGCUAGAGGCAUAAAAGUGCACGACACUAUAUAUAAUACAUCAAACUUUAUGAACAUGACACGUUACGAAUUGCUAGGGAGAUCACUUUUUUUUUCACUUUUUGUGGAAAAAGAAGGCAACAGCAGAUCACACUGUUUUAUAUUUCAUAUAGUCAAUUGUGAAACAUAGUUAUGUCCUUCUAUUUUCUUUAAGUUCGGACAUGGGAAAAUUGUUUUCAUUCGUUUUCAACAAUAACAUCAACCAUUUUCACUGCCUACUUCUAAGUUUCUUGGUAAAAUUUCGCGUGCAUCUCAGCAUGACAGGGGAAAAAUGCGCCCUCGUUGCACCUUUGCCAUUAUCCAUGCUGUACUCUUGUAGAACACAGAUUCUCGACCAAUGAGCCUGCAAGAAUUUCUACUCUAAUUGUUAAAUAUCAAGCUAUUCCGAUAGUUCAUAUCUCUGUCUUUUUUAGGUCGUCUUUUUGAUAGAAACGGGAAUGUUAAGGAUUGGUGGUCUUACUAUUCGAGUUCAAACUUCAAAUACAGGAGCAAGUGUCUUGUUAAUCAGUACGGCGACUACGAAGUGUUUGGAAAAUACGUAAGUAGAGCAAUAAAUUUAAGGGCAAGGAUUUUCCAAUUGAAGGCUCUUGUGUCAUUAAAAUAUUUAAACUAAUCCCAAUAAACCAUAGUAAUAAAGCUAAAAAAAUACAACUUUUGGCUGAGAUGCAAAAGUACAAGAUAAGCAGGUGGUUAGAAUUGUCGAGGUAUCGUACUUUCUCCCAAUGUUAAACACUCCCUGCACCCCUUACCCCCUCGCUACCAUCACCAUCAUUUCAGGGUAUUGAAAGCCCCUUACGUUUGCACUCAUCUCUGUUUUCCCUGUAAAUGCUAUUAAACUUGUGAUAAAAAUCUCUACUAGAAAUGCAAGUUCUCUUCUGGAUAGGUUGUUCUCACAGGCCAAAAAUGUGUUGCCUCGUUGAAAAGACAACCCGGGGAAGAGGUCAAAAAAUACGUCGCCGGUUACCGGGUUGCAGAGGGGGGCAGAAUGGUAACAGCUUGAAUGAAAUGUACUGUCUUACAAUUAUAGGGUUCCAAACAGUUAAAAGUAUCAACACCUUUAUAAUAAUUUCGUAUUGUACUUAUUACAUUAUUGAUUAUUUUUCAUGCAGAUAGAUGGUCAACAGACGUUGGGUGAAAACAUUGCUGACAACGGAGGGAUAAAACUAGCAUACGAAGUAAGUUGGCAUAUGAAAAAAGAUGAUCAUUAGUUGAUACUGUUUCUAUUUUGCAUUCGCAUCUUCUUUGAGUAGCUUAUCAUCAGUCACUAAUUUAACUGUUCAUGUUAUUAUGACUAUACUGAUUUACUAGACCUUAUUAGUAGCAACGGUGUUGCUUUGCCGUUUUUUGUAAAAUCAUUCUUAGCGACUCACUGUGUCAUGAUUCUCUGCUAUUUUACUGCAUUGUGUUACACUUGCAAUGCAUUACAUCGGUUGUUAUGGUGUGGAAAAAUAUGUGGAAAUUUGCUUUUUAGGAUAGCGAGUAUUAGCAGGAGAUAUUCUUGCAGGUUGACGUGGGAGUAUCCAGGUCUUUCUUAUGUUUGAACAAUCACCGGAGAAAUUAUUCCAAGGGCCGAUUACCCGAUUAGGGUCAGUCAUUCCAAGGGCUUUUCUGAGAGUUAGAGGCUCCGGUAGCCUGCGAGCAAGCUCUCCGGGCGCUUUGGCGGCGGAGCGGGAAAAGGAAGAAGAGCUUGCAACUGAGUCUCUGGAAUUUGAAUUCCACCUCCAACUCCCCUGUGGUUCCCCGUCGACUGAGCUGCCAGAUUUCCGCCAAUCAGCGCGAAGGGUAAACGAGCGCGAAACAACAGCAGCCAAGAAAAACACCAGCCAAGGGUAAUGACGUCAUUACUAAUGCCAUCUCCACCAAUCAGCAUGUCGCAUCGACUUUUUAGAUGCAGAUAUUCAAAUUCCAGAGACGUAGUUGCAAGCUUUCCCUCUUUAUUUCGCCAUUUCGCCCCGCCAGAGCGCCCGGAGAGCUUGCUCGCAGGUCAAGGCUCCCGAAAACCGGCUCCAUCUAAUCAUUAAUAUUAGUCUUGAUUUUCCUUGUACUUCAGGCAUACCAGUCCUGGGUAAGGGCCAAUGGAAGGGAGAAUCCUUUACCUGAUCUUUCAAUGAGCGUGGAUCAACUUUUCUUUAUCGGAUUUGCAAUGGUAUGUUUUAACACCCCCGCGUUCUUUCCAACGUCGCAAAAGUGAAGGGGCUGGGGAAGUUUCUGCUUCAGCGUGUAAAUUUUUUUUUUUUUUUUCAUGUGUGCAGGUUCAUGUUUUCCUGCCUGUUUCGCUUUAUGCAUUUUCUUUUCACGUACAAUUUUUCAUGUAAAUAAUUUCUUUUUUUCCCCAACGCCUCCCCACGCCCCCUUCACUCCUCUAAUUGUCCUUCCGUAAAGCUCCCUGGUGAGUCCAUGCAUUCUCACGCGGAAUUUUUAUCAAAUUGAAUCCUGAAAUAACGCUACCACUACUUGUUUGUUCAAACCAUAGGCUUGUACAUCUUGGUAAGGGAUUUUAGGAAGGCCUAUAAACAGAGGGGCUUAUAUCCGAGGGGGACUUACAACCAGAACAAAAAAGAGCUUCGAAACAAGCGAUAGCAGUGCUGAUCAAAAGACAUUUGUAAUUUACUGAUUUUUAAUUAAGAUUCAAUGCGUCUUAAUAAAUUGAAUUCAUAUCAGUAUAUUUUUAAUAAGAGUGGGGUUUAUACCCAGAUGGGGCCCAAAAUCGGAUGUAUUUUUUGUUUACUGGUAGAUGGGGGAUGAUUCAAGGUACCUUCUUGACUUUCUCAAAGUCCUUCACUUCUCAUUUCCGGUUCUGGUAGUUGGCCUCCGCACGAAGGAGCUCUCGCUCUCUAGCUCACUUUUGCCUCAGAAAACGUUAAAAAAUCUACCGCUAGCGCUUCGCACUCGUGAAAAUAAUUGAGCUCGACUUGUAGGCAAGUCUAGGUACUUUCUUGCCCCGAGGGAUGUUGAAAUUUCGAAUUGAUCGGCGCAUAAUCCGUUUGAUGACAUGCUGUCCGUCGAGAGCGAAGACGAAUUUUAAAAUACCCAUAUCAUGACCUUACGGUAUAUUUGCUUUCCUUCCGACAACGUUUGUUGAAAUAGCUGUUUAAUUUCUCGGCGUUAUGGCACUUACAACAUUAUUUCAUGAGAGAAAGGUUGUUGCGUGCCGGUAUGUGGAGUUAAGUGUAGGUGUUUUCAAUGCUACUACUGAUCAAGUCUGAUUUCUACAGCAAAACAUUUUUGUAUACCUUAAAAUCGUAGUAUUUCUCAUGGCUAAUCCAUACAAUAAAAAUCCACUUCAUAAUGGACCUCGUUCGAGAUAAGAAAUGAUCUUUUGCAUAGGUAUUAACCAAAUAUCUGAUAUUUUCUCCAAACAGAACGGGGACUAGGAAAGAAGCUAAAACACGAGCAAAGCCGAUUCUCAACCGGCGAACGCGCUAUAAAAGUUUCGACCAGCGCAACAGUUAGAUUAUAUUAAACUGAGCCAGCUAUGAGUAACUAUCAUCUUAAGUAUAGUAUUGAAAGUUUUAUAACCAGCAAAAAGAGUAAAUAACGUGGUUCUUUACCUUUUAUCCUGUUAAUGAACUGUCAGUUUCAUCCGUUGUGGUCAAAGCAAAAUAUUUUGCAGGGUCUCUCGUUGCACUGUUUCGUAAAGCUUUAGCUUUCCAACGUUACCCUAGUCCAGAAGAUACAAUUAUCAAACACUUAAUUUUUGAACUUGUCGAAAUUAAAACGUUCUGUAGAGCAAAAAUAUUUCUGGAGAAGUUGGAAAUUGCGACUUUUCUUUUAGAAUGCAAAUGAAGAAACAACUUCAGCAGCCGUAAAUAUUCAAAAAUUUCCCGCGCGGGAGCAGGCGGGAAGCAUGACCACUGACGUUACGUGUAAAUGGUGACGUCAGAAGUUUUCAAUUUUGCCGCUCAUUUUUUACAAAGAAAAAAGGGAAGAUGUGAUUUGAGGGGAGAAAUGCCAAAACAUAUGGCCUCAAAGGGGAACAGGCUUAAAAAUAAACCUUCCUUUACACAAUAAUAAUGUAAUUGACCAGAAAUGUAUUAAACAAAACCCUUAAACGUUAUACGAAAUGACCAUAAAUGUAAUAAAACCCUCCAAUGCAAUGAGAACCGUCUUUGCUCGAAAGAGCGUCCCCUUUAAAUUUGACCCAAAUAUGGGCUACAGAAAAGUUAAAUCUUCCCGAGGAUGUAUAGCCUCGUUCCUCCCACAUUAUUGUGUACCCAACAGCAACCCUCUCUUGGUUUAACCUUUUUUGAGGGGAGAGGAGGAGGGGGUAAUCACCACGACCGGGCAACAAAAACCAAAAAUAAAUAAUAAAACAGAAGUAAAGAGGGGGUUAUGACAUAUUUCAGGAAAGUAAAGGAGCUUAUUAUAUAUUACAGGAACUGCCCAUCAAUACUUAAUUAAAGUGGGUUUAUGAUAUUUUAAAGGAGUUAUCCAUCAAUAAUUUAAUCGUACAGUUCGCACCUUAGUUGAUAAAACUUCACCAAUUUAUUCUGCGUGCACCCUCUUCCGGCAAAUCGAGAUUUUAUGUGGUAUUGUAAUUGUAUAUUUCAACUGUAAGUACAUUGCUUAUCACGAUACUGACGCGCGUCCUGCACUCGAGGACCACACGCGCUUAGCUUAGUCCAUUGAGAACGCAAUGCUUUUCAGAGUUUCACCAACAAACCCACUGAAUCAGUGAAAAUGCCUGAAGUCUCUGUAAAAUAGUUUCAGAGAGUAGCCUGAGUAUAUGUAGAAGUGAAAGCAAAAUCAAACUCGUUUAUUACUAUGUAUGAAAAUAUGUUCGCCUUGACGUCCAACAUAUGUUUUUUCAUGUUAUUUUAGACACAGUGUAGUGUUUACAAGAAGAAGGCGGCUCUCUACCAAUUGAAGAGGGAUGUUCACUCGUAUCCUAAAUACAGGUUAAUAUUCUAGACAUUCUAUACUUAUUAUUUAGACGCCAUAGCUCUUUUUCGAAUACGCGCCUGGAAAGUUUACAAAAACUAGUUUGUUAGUGCCCUUUUGAUCAGACAUUAUAUACGUGAAAUGAUGUGAUCAGCAGUAAUUUAGUAUUAUAAAUAAGAAACAUCGGAAUUAACACGUCACGAGACAUUUAGGGCAAAAACGGAGUACGCAGGCCACCCCUAUAAUGCGCUUUGUUGAUAUGUGUGAAGGUUAUACUGCAAAACAGUCGGUUUUUUCCUCAAAAUCAGUACAGAAAUCGGUAAACCGUGGCGUAAGAAAUCUUAAGCGCGCGAAGCGUGCGAGCCUCACACUCUCCCCAAUCUCGCUCUCCGUUUUGAGCCUCGUUCCAGACCUUCCGUUUGACUGCUCUCGUGUACUUAAAUAUGUAAAAAUAGGGACUGUGAAGGUCGACAAGUAAAACGGUAUGAAAUGCACUCUUAGCGCUGAUUUAUAUUGAUGUUUCAAAUUGCUGCAAUAGUUUGUUUACAACAACAAAGAAAACCCAUCAAGCAUCAAUUGUAACUAUUUAUAAAAUAACAGUGUCCUUUUGUUCAUUCCAGAGUCAUUGGCUCGCUGUCCAACUUCAAGAAAUUUGCGAAGGCUUUCAAUUGCCCGUCUGGAAGCGAAAUGAACCCAGUGAAUAAGUGCUCUGUAUGGUGA
Molecule: messenger RNA, 16595 nt
Organism: Porites lobata
Lineage: Eukaryota; Metazoa; Cnidaria; Anthozoa; Scleractinia; Poritidae
Source: the annotation of a GenBank genome assembly